Molecule: messenger RNA, 921 nt
Organism: Alternaria atra
Lineage: Eukaryota; Fungi; Ascomycota; Dothideomycetes; Pleosporales; Pleosporaceae
Exons: 5
Coding region: 1-921 (306 amino acids)
Source: RefSeq, a predicted model, not a curated record
AUGCACGAUCCGCAAGACCUUGACUUUGUCGGUGCCCUCUCCACCCUCCUCGGCUGUGUGCUCGCCUCGCAGAUCUUCUCCUCCUCGACAUCUUCGAGCAACAGCAUCUUCAGCGGCUUGAACGGAUGGGCGACUCUACAGUGCAUAUUGGUAACGUGGGGGACCAACAUCGCUAUCAACUACGGGAACGAGUGGUCCGACUAUGCCCUCGAUACGCCAGGUCAACAGGAGAGUAUCAGGCGGGACGUCAACUUGCGCGAGGCGCUCGCUAAGAAGGCCAAAGGAGAGGCGGGAGGAGAGACGGGAGGGGAGGAUCUCGAGGAAGCUGCGAAACAGGCAAAUUCGAAGCUUUAUGGAAAUACCACGAGGAUCAUUCAUGAUGGGACGUUCCACCCUCUCAUCAUCUUCUCGCGUGCAGCGGACCCCGCCCUCUCUGGCGCAUCGUUGGGAAAUGGAGCAAGAACACCCUUCCGCGGUUUGGCGCUCCACCUCGGCAUCAUAUGCACGAUCCUCUCGCACUCGUACGUCGGGCCUCCGCUGCGCCUGCACUACAACGGCUUCGGCGAACUCGUCUCUGCGCUGUUCCUCUCGCCCGUCGCUGUCCUUUUCGGCCUUGUCGGCCACUACACAGCCUCAACAGGCCGCCCAGUCGCGUGGUCCGACCUCUUCACGUCGAACUUGCCCACUCCCUCAGGCUUCACGCUGGACAAGUCGCUCUGGCUCCUCUUUGGCGCGUUGUACUUCUACGAACAAGCGAGGAUCUUCGUCAUGCACAUACACGACAUUGGCACCGACAUCGCCGGUGGAAACGGACCGAUUCCCAGAACACCAACCUAUCACAAGGUAUUCAAGCUCGCCGUAAAUGGGGGUCGUUCAAUAAUCCUGGCCGAAGGGUUAAAAUAUGGAUGUGGUCUUCAGUAA